UAAGAGGCUAUUGGCACGGAUUCAAAAGUUAUGAGUAAAGGUAAUCGUGCUAAAGGUGGUAAGAACAAAGUAGAUGGUGCCUGUGAAAAAUUACCUUUGGGUCCAGAUUUAAUAACAAAUGAACAAUCCUCUGGAUCAUACAGACCACAUAUAAUCUAUGACAGUUCAAUUGAACAACUUCGAAUUACCGAGGAGCGUAUCCAAGAAAGACUGAAACAAUUCGAAGCCGAUCACCUGUCUCAUAAUCUAUCUCAAGGAUUAGAUUCAAUAGAGAAUUUGAAAAAUGUUCUGGUUAGAAAAACAAUUCCGGAGAAAGACAGACCGAAACUCAUGCGCAAAGUUGCAGUAUUAAGGAAGGCCUGUGAAGAAUCAGCACUAGCAGAACAAAUCACUACAAUUCCACUGGACAGUAAGAAGCUUACGUGUAGAAGACAGUCGAAUUUUAACUGGCAUGCAGCUGGCUUGGGUCCUCGUUUCAGUCCUGAUGGAACUAUUUUAAACCAUAGUAUUCUGGGAGAUCCUGUUGUUUUCUAUCAAAUUGCCUUGGCUCGUAAUGAUAUUUCUUGGAACAUGGUCCCGAAGGAAAUCCAACUACAACUUCAAGCCACAAUGGCAGAAAUGCAAAAUCUCAAUGUACCUAUAGCUCUAUCAUGUAUUCCAGAGCAAGCAAGCCCUGGCUCACAUAUAUCAAAUGAAUCAAAUUCAAUAGUUAAUUGUAGUACAAUAUCAAAUCAUCCAUCUGUUGACAAAGAAAACAAGAACGCUUUGGACUCUGAAGUGAACUAUUCACAAGGAAAUGGGGAUAUGGCGUCACUUGAGAACUGGCGACUGAAAGUUGAACAACAAAAGUUGAUUCAACGAAAAUUAGCCGGUUUAAUGAAAAGAAAAUCAAAUGACUUAGUUAUGAAUUCGGGUGAAAAUAUUUAUGAAGUACAACUAGCUAGAGAGAAGAUAGAUCGUGUACUGCCAUUGGUUAGUGAUGGUAAAGGAAGAAGAUUUAUGAGCGAAUUUUGGAAUCAGCCAGAAUACAUAAGAAAUGAAAAAUCAAAUGAUAUUUGUACAACAUUAACUAUGAAAGAAAGGGGUAUUUACAAGCCAAUUGAAUUUAUAAAGUGUCCGAAAGCAAUCAAGGAGGAAAAAGGUUUAAUCUCAUCAGAAUGCACUAAUACGGAUGCAUCAGCAUCGCCAACAAAGCCACACAGAGGAAAUUUAUCUACACCAAAUAGGCGGAGCACUUAUCUCACAGAAAGGAAUCAAGAAUUAUCUGAAUUAAUCAAUCUGGUUGCACCGUAUGAACCUCUAAUGGAUGAUUUAGCACUUAUUGGUGAGAAAGUGUUAAACAAUGAAGUCAAGAAUGAAUCAGUGGAAAUUCAGAACAGCACAAUGAAUGAUUUGAAAGAAAACGCUUUAAAUGAAAUGAAUGAAAAACCAUCAGAAUCUGAAACAGUAAACAAUGUGCCUAUAGAAUCAAAAAUUAAUGAACCAUCAUUAUACCUAAAUGGUUAUCAUUUAGACUGGCAAACAAAUACAUCAAAUCAAUCACGAACCGGCGUAGACAUUCACUUGACCUUUGUAAAUGAAAAUUCAAUUUUGCAAACAGAUUACAUCGAAUUAUUUAACAAUGGAAAUGUUGUUAUCACAUAUGAAUGGACCCGUGUUCGUCAGCAAAGUCACUUUUAUUUAGAUAAUAAAGGAUAUAAAGCGUUCUAUUUCGAUCCUAAACCGGGUAAAGUACAACCGGGUGAAAUUAUUCACCUACCAAUUACACUUAAAUCACCUCAUGAAGGAAUUCAUAAAGAGAUUUGGCGUUUUGAUACAACACCAGUUCUUUGUGGAACACAUCCAAUUCGUGUACACUUUCAUGCUAUAUCUGUAUGGCCAGAAUAUCAUCAAUUCUGUUACAUUCUUGCAAAAGAUAUAUUCAUUCAAUUAGAGAAUGAAGCUAACUAUCGAAUGGUAUAUCGAAUGUUGGAAAAUAUAAUCAUGAAUAUUCAACCUGAAGAACGUCCUCCCAGUCCUGUUUAUCCUCCAGAGACAGCAGAAGAAGUCUUUGCUUUGUCUAAUUCAUCUCUAAAUUAUAAACACAAUGUAAUUCAAAAACUGAAACAAUUAUACACAGAACUUAAGGAAAGAGAAUACAAAAUCCUUGGAAACUCUAAUGAAACGUCAUCAUCUAAUACUGACAGCUGGAAUUAUUCCAUUUCAGAAUUAAGAAAAAUGAUUUACAAGUAUCCGCCCGAUAUGAGUAAAAUGAACGCCGCAGCCAAAAGAGAAGAAGAAUUCACUAAGUUUUUCCAAACUGUUGACCAACUCGCGUUUCCAGUGAAAGUGAGCUUCAUUAAUCCAUCUAUGGAACGUUAUAGAAUUGGGUAUACAUUCUUAUCUCAAACACUUGUCAGUCUAUUUGAAUUAUGUUCAAAUCUACGCCAAACACAUGGGCUUGCAGAACUUACUAGUGGUCCAGUAAAAUCUCAAAGAGGACUCAGAAAUGCAAACCAAACAUAUGAAAGGGCACCUGUGUCAGCAGUAACUCGAAAUCCUACUCAAAUGAAACCAUACGAUGAGUUAUCAAUGGAGACAGGAGAUAAAUCCUUACAACCUGAUCAAUUAUUGCUGCCAGAAGAUAGUCAAGAAUCAAAUGAAUUCAUGGAGUUCAUUAAGACUAUUCCACCUAAUUCGAAAUUAUGGAAAGCGAAAGCUACUUCAAUAGUGUACGUUACACUGUCUGAAAUGUUAGAUGAUUUAUUCGCCUGUUGGAAUGAAACUUAAGAAUUCAACAUUGAUUUGAAUUACUCCCACUACUACUACUUACUUAUAAGUAAUAUUUCAAUUAUUUACAAAAUUCUUCUAACUUUUUAAUAUA
This is a messenger RNA of Trichobilharzia szidati, 2863 nucleotides long. NCBI's taxonomy places the organism in Eukaryota, Metazoa, Platyhelminthes, Trematoda, Strigeidida, Schistosomatidae. The record is from the annotation of a GenBank genome assembly.